Molecule: messenger RNA, 2694 nt
Organism: Siniperca chuatsi (mandarin fish)
Lineage: Eukaryota; Metazoa; Chordata; Actinopteri; Centrarchiformes; Sinipercidae
Product: acyl-CoA-binding domain-containing protein 5A-like
Exons: 14
Coding region: 223-1830 (535 amino acids)
Biological process (GO): autophagy of peroxisome; fatty acid metabolic process
Cellular component (GO): peroxisome
Molecular function (GO): fatty-acyl-CoA binding
Source: RefSeq, a predicted model, not a curated record
AGGAGUAAGCGUUGAGUCUCAAGCAACCAUUUGCCGAGGUUUUGCUCAACAGAAACUACAUUUCCCGGAUAUAUUUAGUCAUCAAACGUUGACUGUUUGGCUCAGCCUUGUCUAGAUUGGCUUUCUGCUGCAUAUUGCAGACAGAUGAAAUAAUUAUCGCACCGGAGAAUAUGAACUUUAUGAUGUGAGGACUCCUUCGUGUCAUCCUUGUUGGGACUCAGCAUGGCGCAGGAGGAGGACAAACACAGCCUGAAGGCGAAGUUUGCUGCUGCAGUUAAAGUGAUCCGGAGCUUGCCUGAAGAAGGUCCUUUCCAGCCGUCUGAUGACAUGAUGCUGAUGUUCUAUAGUUACUACAAGCAGGCCACCCUGGGGCCCUGCAGCAUCCCCAGACCAACCGGCUUCUGGGACACCCGUGGCAAAGCUAAAUGGGAUGCGUGGAGCUCUUUAGGAAAUAUGACAAAGGAGGAAGCCAUGAAGAAUUACGUCGAGGACAUCCAGCUGAUUUUGGAGACCAUCCCAAUCUCAGAUGAAGUGUCCGACCUGGUGCAGAAGCUUGGCAACUUCUACACUGAGGUAGAUGGGGAAGGAGAAGAAGCUGGAGAAAAUGAGGUGGACAGGAGACCCUUCACCAGGCCUUUUGCACAACAUGCAGAUGAGCUGGUCAAACCAUUUAAGAAACCAACAAUGGAAGGCUAUGGGGAUCUGUGGGAUGAUAUACAAAACCUCCAAGAAAAUGACAAAGACAGCAGUGUUCAUGGCAUAAGUGUCAGUAGCAAGGAGGCAGAGGGAAGCAAAGAAAGUAGUGAAAUCGAGAGAAAAGAGGAAAGUAGCGAUUGGAAGAACAGUGAGGAAGAGGAGAGUGGGGAUGAAGAAGACAAUACAGACGACGAAGACAAGGAGGAGGAAGAGGAGGAGGAAAAAGACUGGAGUCCUGACCCGACGCUGCUGAUGGUGGAGGACAAGAGGUGGAGGUCUGACACCAGGGGAUCCAGCAGCAGCAUGGAGCCCAGCAUGUCCUCCUUCACCAAUGGGACACACAGCUCCCUCAACAGCGAGAUGGAGGAGGAGGAACUGGCCUGUUCCAUAGAGCCCAGUGUGCAGUAUAACUCCUAUAUGCACUUUAAUGGACACCUGGGGGAUCAUAGCAAUGCUGUUCCUGAGAAGAACCGCCGAUCCACAGACUCAGAUAAUGAGGAAUUCUGUGACUCAAUGGAACAUCUGGCCAUGGAAGAGGUUUGCUGUCCCUACUCCAAAGGGCUGUCUACAUCCAAAAUGCUGUCACCCGGAUUAGGAGCUGCCUCAGCGAGGCAAAAUGAUCUUUGGUUUGAGAGCAACACUAUCCUGAAUGGAGGAGUGGAUCAAGUACUCAUGGGAGAUUCCUACCUUAGAGAAGGGACUAGUACAAGCCAACACAACAGCUCUUUGUCAAGAAGAGGGAGAGGUUCUCAAUCGCCAAGGGCAACCUGCAGCUCACAGCGGUGUGCCAGUGUAGAUGCUGCCUGCUGUUGUGUGUCACAGAGCAAACAUCCUGUCAGUGUUGCCAGGGGAAAUGUCAAUGAGCAAAUAGCUACAGCUCUGCUGAGGCUUCAGCAUGACAUGGCCACUGUGUUGCACAGGCUGCACGCUCUGGAGGCGCUUACAAUAUCACAGUCCAGAUCAUCUUCACCAAGGCAGGAGGACUCCCUACCUGUAGCACAAAAGUUCCUGAGACCCUCCUGGUGGCCUUUUGACUUCUGUCCACUCACAGUGGUGUUGACUGCACUCUGGCCUCUGAUUGCUCAUUGGCUUGUCCAGGUUUACUUACAGCGGAGAAGAAGGAAAAUCCGCUGAAUUGUCUGACAACCGUCUGCAUCAAUCAAAGAACAUGAACCCGGGAUGAAACUGUUGCACUUUUGUUGCUUUGUGGCUUUGUCAAGCCACCGCCACACACGGAGUGUAAUGAGACACCAGUAGAAAUGGAAAGGCCACCUUAGAUAAACAAAUAGUCACACAGGUGUUUAAAGGGAGACUUGGAUUAUGACUUAAUGGAUACAUUUUAGAGGGAAGAUUUAUGCAUUAUAAAUGCUAGCACAUUUUCUUUAUUACAGUUAGCUUAGCAUUAGGUGGUGAUCUUAUUUAUGACAUGUCUCAGAUCACUAGGAAUUCAAUGUACACAUAACUCACAUAACUGAGUCAACUUUAAAUUGAAAUGAAUUCAUGAUCAUACAGUAGCUGUGGACCUUAAGCGAUGGGUUUUCCCCCAUUGUCAUUGCCAGUUAUUUUAUGUAUUGUACAUUUCAUUGUUUAUCUAGGUUUUGUUUAAAAAUUUAAAAAUAUUGUUUUUGUCAAACAAUAUUUUUUCCUGAUAACUAAGGACAUCAGCCUUUUAUUGUCCAAAAUAUAGAAAUAUUUUAGGGGCAUUUCUUUUUAGACCAAAUAGACAUGGUGACAAAUAUGGUUAUUUAUGUGUAAAAGUGUAUAUUUAUUGUAUGGCUUCAGUGCAAUAGUAUCAAAGAUUGCACUUUUGCAAAAAAGUGAGCUACAGAGUAAGGACAAUCUAUAUAUUUAUUCUUGUGUCAUGUCAGCUAUACAGUGAAAAUGAAGAAGAAUACUCUGUUUACGCAAGGGUGUCGUGCUUUAAAAUAUACAGGUGUAAAACACAAGUAUAUGAAGCAAAUUCUGACACCCAAUAAACACAUUCUUGGGACAAACACA